CAGCUCCGCAGGCCGCGGCCAGGGCGCGGGAGGGGAGGGCGCAGCCGCUGCGGACGUGUGCGCCGCCUGCCGCCAGCUGGCGCUGCCGGCGGACGCCUGCGAGGCGGCGGGCGAGGCGCUCGCCGCUCGGGCCGGGGAGUCCUCCGCGGGGGAGGGUGGCGUUCCAGCGGCGGCAGUCCCGCGCGACCUGUUCGCGGAUCCGGGCCCGUUCCUUAUUACCUGAAGACUCCGAAGACGGGCGGCGACUCGUUCCUGAAGGACAUCUGGUUCCUCGCGCUGCAUCCGCUCGGGAAGGAGAUCCUCGGACUGGAGGGGUGCUACAGCUGGCACCGGAAGUUUAACCCAGACAGCGGCUCUCUGCAAGGAGUUGGGAAAGAGUGGUGGGGGAAGAACUGCAUGCGGGACGGCGUUGUGGCGGUCGCACGGGACCCUCGGGAGCACAUCAUGUCCCAGUAUUGGCAUUGCAAAUCUUCCAUUCAGGCAAAAAAGCCGUGGAAUAAAGAUUUCAGCAGCAUGCUGCCCACCUUCGAUGAGUGGAUCAGGAAUUGGACCCGCAUCAGGGCCAAAGGUUCACACUACGGUGACUUUGGACAAGGUUUCGGCUUUCAGCACGUCAACCAUUUCGACACGCGCACACCUUACAAGUGUUAUCAUCCUAUCAGCAUGCAGAGCCAUCGCUUCACCUGUUGCAGGCCGUUCCAGUUUCAGAAAACGGUCAACCUCUCACACGCUCUUCGCAACAUGUGGGCUGCGUGGUUCGUGGGCGUCCUGGAACUGUACCAGGAGUCGGUCUGCUUGUUCAUGGCCAGGACACUGGACCUAAGGACCCCACUCCCGGCUGGUUGCAACUCGAGUGACACGAAGGCCUGGCGCAAGUUCCAGUUCAAGCUGCACCACAAUGCGCACGGGGUGGACCACUCGCACAGGGGCGUCCGUGAGGAGCCGCCAGAGCUCCUCCCUGGCGAGAACUGGACGCUCUGGUCGCCGACGACCUGGUCCUCUACGGCGCAGCCAAGGCCCGCCUCCUCGCCGAGCUCGACGAGGUGGAACGCGUGCGCGGAGUCAAGAUCCUGA
Prorocentrum cordatum is the source of this 1074-nucleotide messenger RNA. Lineage: Eukaryota; Dinophyceae; Prorocentrales; Prorocentraceae. The record is from the annotation of a GenBank genome assembly.